Caenorhabditis remanei is the source of this 1134-nucleotide messenger RNA. RefSeq lists its product as uncharacterized. Gene Ontology annotation, molecular function: protein binding. The coding region runs from base 1 to 1134 and encodes 377 amino acids. Gene Ontology annotation, biological process: innate immune response. The transcript has 3 exons. NCBI's taxonomy places the organism in Eukaryota, Metazoa, Nematoda, Chromadorea, Rhabditida, Rhabditidae. The record is from RefSeq and is a predicted model, not a curated record.
AUGAAUCACAUCUCCUCCUUGCUCAGAAGCAACCCAAACUACCUCAAAACCUGUAUCCUUUAUGAGGUACUUGACAACAAGCCGGUCUUCUAUUCCUACAAAUCAUUCUGCAAUAAAGUUGGGCCGGAAGUAAUGAGCUACAACGAUUUCGACUACUGGUACUAUCGGUUCUACAAUGGGGAGUUGAAUUUUGAUCAUGAUCGGAGCACUGACCCAAAGCAAAGAGGGUUUUCUGACUUGCCAGUGGAGAUAUUGAAAAAAAUUGUGAAGGACUUGGAUCCAGUUGAUCGGGCCCCGCUGAGAUGCAUGUCAAAACUGCUGAAGGCUGUAGCGGAUAGUUACCUACCAAUCUAUAACGAAAUUAGUGUCGAGCUAUCGAAAGACUUUGCGAAUUUUGAGUUGAACGACAAGGAGUUCUUCGUUCACAAAACAGUAGACGGGUGUUUCAUAAAAUUCGCUGGUAGACCUACUGUGAAACUGGACAUGAACUAUCUGGAGAAAUCUCUCAAGACUCUUUCUAGCAUAUGGAACCAUCCUGGAUUCCAAGUCGCCACAUUUUCAUUGUCCAUGUCUGACUGUCAGGAUUACCAAGCGCUAUUCAACUGUCUACCUGAUGUAAUGCACGUGAAACAUUUGAAACUUGAUACCAACGCCGCUCAAGUAACACGCCUUCUACCGCAUUUCAAGGCUGGAGUACUUGAAUCGAUUUAUCUGGAACCGUAUACAACUGGAAGACAGCGGGAGUUUGUGGAGUCGGAGCAAUGGAAACAAGCGAAACGUGUCACUAUCAACUCUUUGAGUCUGUUCAACACAAGUCAUCUCCCACAUUUCUAUCAUUUUGAGAGUUUCAAGAUAGUCAUGAGAAUGUCAAGAGUAGAGCAGAUCGUAGCGUUGAGAGAUAUCCUCUUGCAAAACCCCAACUUCCAGUUUUGUCACCUGAAGUCAAAAUCCUUCCAGCAUCAUGUGAUGGCUAUUGGAGAAGCGCUUGGUGCAGAGGUACAGGAAGGAAAUAAUAUCAAUCAUCGUCAUUGGAUUCCUGAAUCCAAGAUGCUCUUGGUGAUCAAACUGGACAAGGAUGGAAUGUCAUUUCAACGAAGAGCUCCUUUUUUUCAUAUCAAUGGAGAGAUGUUCUGA